AUGUUGUCUGCACAAGGAAUUAUUGUUUUUUACUUUUUCCACGGUGUAAUAACAGCCUCAGCGCUGAUUGACUCUGAUGAUGUCAUCACACGGGAUGAGCAGAUCUACCUUCUGAUUGGUGCUCAUGCCAGAUGUGAAAGGAGCAUCAAGGCACAAAUGCCCCUCAUUAAAGAUGGCGACUGCACCCCAGAGUGGGAUGGGAUCAUCUGCUGGCCACAGAGCACAGCAGGUCAGCUGGUCUCAGUUCAGUGCCCGGAGUACAUCUAUGACUUCAACCACAGAGGGCGAGCCUACCGUCAGUGUGAUGUGUCAGGCAACUGGGAGCAGGUGGCAAGCAUCAACCGCACUUGGGCAAACUACAGCGAAUGCACCAGAUACCUGACCUUCAAUCACAGAAGCCACGAGGAGAAGGUGUUUGAGCGACUCCAUCUCAUGUACACCAUCGGCUACUCCAUUUCUCUCGCAUCCCUGCUGGUGGCAGUCUUCAUUCUCUGCUACUUCAAGCGUCUCCACUGCACACGCAAUUACAUCCACGUUCACCUCUUCACCUCCUUCAUCUGUCGAGCGGUCAGCAUCUUUGUGAAGGACGCUGUGCUUUACUCCAUAUCUGAUGGCAGUGAAGCUGAGCCCAACUUUACAGGACAGAAGCCCCAUAUGGCUGGCUGUAAAGCAGCUGUUACUCUCUUCCUGUACUUCCUGGCAACAAAUCAUUACUGGAUCCUGGUGGAGGGGUUGUACCUCCAUAGUCUCAUCUUCAUGGCCUUCCUGUCUGACAAGAACUACCUGUGGGCCCUCACCAUCACUGGCUGGGGUGUUCCAGCUGUGUUUGUGUCCAUUUGGGUCAGCGCACGAGCUUCACUGGCAGACACUCAAUGCUGGGAUCUCAGUGCCGGAAACUUGAAAUGGAUCUAUCAAGUCCCUAUUCUGGCUGCGAUUGUUGUGAAUUUUCUCUUGUUCAUUAACAUCAUUCGUGUACUGGCCUCUAAACUGUGGGAAACCAACACGGGCAAACUGGACCCCCGACAGCAGUACAGGAAGCUACUCAAGUCCACAUUAGUCCUCAUGCCUUUGUUUGGAGUUCACUACAUGGUGUUCAUGGCUCUUCCCUACACUGAGGUCACUGGGCUGCUGUGGCAGGGGCAGAUGCAUUACGAGAUGUUCUUCAACUCUUCCCAGGGGUUUUUUGUGGCGUUUAUCUACUGUUUCUGCAAUGGUGAGGUGCAAACCGAGGUAAAGAAGGCUUGGUUAAGACGUAGCCUGGUGCUAGACCUCAAGCAGAAAACGAGGAUCACCAGCAGCGGCGGAGGCAGCUGUUACUACGGCGGCAUGAUGUCACAUACCACCACCCACAGCGUGUGCCUGUCUGCUGCCAAUCCCAGAGCUCUGUCCUUUGCUGGAGGGGUGGUUGGCUCAGGUGGAGCCUCUGGUUCUGGGGUCAGACCCCCACUGCCACGUCAAGUUUCCACAACUCCCCCCCACCAUCAUACCAACCUACGUAUUUACACUUCGACUGACAGCGAGGCCUCAGGCCCCCAGCAGGAGCUGGGUGUGUGGAAACCAGAAGGUGCUGAGUCAGGAGGUUUUACCAGAGAAGCCAAAGCCAACAAAGGAGAUGAUGACCGCAAAAGCCACAGAGAAGAAGAUCUAAUCAGCUCCUUAUCUCCCAAAGAGCUGGAGACCAUCUUGUGAUUGCUGCUACUUUGAAAUAUCACGGCAAGCUACAUGUUUUCUCAAUUAGGAGCACUGCUUUAUGUUUUGUUAUGUGUGUUUAGA
Maylandia zebra (zebra mbuna) is the source of this 1773-nucleotide messenger RNA. RefSeq names its product parathyroid hormone 3 receptor (gene pth3r). The record is from RefSeq and is a predicted model, not a curated record. Gene Ontology annotation, molecular function: parathyroid hormone receptor activity; G protein-coupled peptide receptor activity; peptide hormone binding. Gene Ontology annotation, biological process: adenylate cyclase-modulating G protein-coupled receptor signaling pathway; cell surface receptor signaling pathway. Lineage: Eukaryota; Metazoa; Chordata; Actinopteri; Cichliformes; Cichlidae. Gene Ontology annotation, cellular component: plasma membrane.